UGAAUGUGAUGUGAGCUCGGGUGUAUGAGCUCGCGCUCACAGCCAGCAGCUGAUGUAAAUUCCCGUCAGUGACGUCACAGCCUCGUUGAAGUGAUGAUGAAUCUUCACGAGACAUCAACAACUAUGAAGCUCGUGCCUCUCGUGUGUCUGUGUCUCGUGACUCGGUCUGGAACAACGUUUGCUGAUGAAAACGGACAGAGAGUUGUCAUCGUGUCUGUGGAAGAAGAAGGAGAUGCUGUGUUACCGUGUUCCUUCAGCACCAAGGAGAACAUCGAGAACAUGGUGUUUGACUGGAAGAAAGACGAUCAGAAGGAGGUGUUCUUUUACGAUAAAGGCCAGCAUUACAACAAGGGCCGAACAGGUCAAGAUGAGCACUUCAAAGGUCGAGUUUUUCAUUUUGAAGAUGAGCUGAAACAUGGAAACGCCUCCAUAAAAGUCAUCAAAACAAAGAUGGCCGACAAUGGGAGCUACACCUGUAUCUUCCCAAAUAAACAAAUCUCCUACAUCCAGCUGUUUGUAGGUGCAGCUCCUGAACCGUAUGUCUCAACUCUUAAUACAAAAGACGGGGUUGUGCUACAGUGUGUUGUUAAAGGAGCUUCCCCUAAACCUGACAUAGAGUGGAGGGACAGUUCUGGAAACAUCCUUCAUGCUGAGGGGACAGAAGUCAUAGAAAGAGGAGGCAGCUACGACAUCAUCCUCCGAUCUACUGUGAGCAGAGCCGACACUUACCGCUGUGUAGUUACACAAAAAGAGAUCAACCACCAGACUGAGGCAGAGACGUAUGUCCCUCUAAGUGACUGAAUGCAAAGCUCAUCAGGAUGAAGACAGAAGUUCUGAGUGUUGGGUUCACAGGUUUUCUGAGACUCCUUUAA
Molecule: messenger RNA, 872 nt
Organism: Notolabrus celidotus (New Zealand spotty)
Lineage: Eukaryota; Metazoa; Chordata; Actinopteri; Labriformes; Labridae
Product: CD276 antigen-like
Exons: 4
Coding region: 94-801 (235 amino acids)
Source: RefSeq, a predicted model, not a curated record